Colletotrichum destructivum is the source of this 396-nucleotide messenger RNA. Its product is annotated as Putative major facilitator, sugar transporter, MFS transporter superfamily. The coding region runs from base 1 to 396 and encodes 131 amino acids. The transcript has 2 exons. Gene Ontology annotation, cellular component: membrane. NCBI's taxonomy places the organism in Eukaryota, Fungi, Ascomycota, Sordariomycetes, Glomerellales, Glomerellaceae. Gene Ontology annotation, molecular function: carbohydrate:proton symporter activity. The record is from RefSeq and is a predicted model, not a curated record. Gene Ontology annotation, biological process: carbohydrate transport; transmembrane transport.
AUGAUUAUGUCAGGCCUUAUAAUUACCGGCAUCGUCAUUGAGGCCACCGCGCUCAAGUCCUUCUGGCAGCUGGUCUUAGGCCACAUUGUCGUCUACUCGGGCAUUAGUUUAGCCUCCAACUGUGUGCCUAUGUACAUUUCCGAGACCUCCCCGGGCUGGUUCUUUCUCCCUAAGUUGCCCUGCUACCUUAUCUACUGCAGCCGUUUUGAUAAAGCUGAGGUGGUCCUCCGCUCCCUCUCCAACCACCCGGAAACGGUUCCUCAAGACAUUAAGUUUCUCAAGGCCCAGAUCGAGGAGCAACGCGAGAAUUACGCCGUCGUGACGGUCCUCUACUGCAUCCGCGGAACCAACCUCCGCCGCACCGUCAUCGCCAUGAGCGUGCAGAUCCUCCAGUAG